AUGGGCCGGCUUCAGGACGUGACCCGCUUCCUCUUGGCGGCCGGAGGCUCUGCCUCUGCCGACGGCAAAUCAACUCAUCUCUUCCACGAGGAGAAGAAUGCCUUGUUUAUGGAGACUUGGACCGGAUCCGAGCUUACCAACAGGCAACAAGUGGUGACUGGAGUCAGGACUGACACAGCAGCACCUCUUGUGUCCUUGCACUACAAUAGAGUCUUUGUUGUAGACCAGACACACGCCCUCAGAUGCUUCACAGAGACUGAGAAAGCCGAGAAUGAACACGAUAGUGAUGACGAAGAAGAAGAAGAAGACACCGUCUGGGAGGACGAGGAGUUGGACGGCUUGGACAUUAAAGUCCACGACAAAAGCCAGCUUGCCGUCGCCUGCGGUAAAAUUACAAUCGUAGUAUUCUAUCAGAACGCCGAUGGUACGAUCGGCGCCAUUGAAGAUGACGGCCACCAUGGAUGGAAGAUUGCUCAACUCCCACACUCCGAGGCUCUUCCCGGAACCCCCAUGGCCAGCUUCCAAGCCAAAGACGCCGUAUACUUUGUCUAUGUUGCGGCGGACCAAACUUUUCGUUAUUUGGAGCAUAGCAACGAUGAGUGGAAAGACGCACCCUUUUCGAGUGCCAAGAUAGAGGGAGCCACUGCCAAAAUAUCUCUUGCCGAAGACGAGAAAGCAGAGACUGACCCGAAACUCUUGAUCUUUUGUCUCGCUGACAAUAAGCUGUCCACAAUCAAGCCGGGAAGCACCGAAGCAGAAACCUGGGGCACAGUGGAAGACGGAGUGUAUAAGCCGACGUCUGAUCAGGAGAAUAACGGGUCGCCACAGGGAAGCAUUCCGAUUCCCUUCCACCCCGGGUCUCUCUUCAUCUACUCGUCUGGCCCUCCGCCUCCUCCACCUCCUCCUGUUGUCCCCGCGUUUUUCCCUGUUGCUUCCCCUUUUGCUUGUUACGAAGAUUUCGGCCAAUUGAGCUUGAGGGAUGAUGCUCAGUAUCAACAGCCUCUUUAUCGCCCCCAGCCCCCUCCUCCUUAUGAAUAUGCUUAUGGUCGUUUCAAUGACCGUUACUAUGAGUCCCAAGACGAGCCUAUGCUUAGGCAAUCUACUCAGCGGCCUGAUGCGAGAUCUGGUCCGCAGCCCCAUUAUGAUCCUUCCUGGCAGGGGUCUUACCAGCACCCUUAUCGGGCUCGUGAUAUGUAUCAGCAGGAUCCUUACCAGCGAGAUCCUUAUUAUCAGGAUCGUUACCCGCAGGACUAUUAUCAACGGGACCCUUACCAGCGGGACCCUAACCAGCCUCCUCCUCAGGACUUCUCCCGGCAACAGAAUCUGCCACAAGAGCUUCAACGUCAACAACAGGGUCCUCUUCAAGAGUCCUCGCGACAACAACAGCAACAACAACCUCCUCUACAGGAACUUCAGCGUCGACAACAGCCUCCUCUACAGGAGACUCAGCGCCAACAGCAGCCUCCUGUCCAGGAGAUUCAACGUCGGCAGGAGCCGGUUCAUCGCGCACCUACGGUUGAGGAUGGAGAAGAAGAAGAUGACGAUGAUGACUCUCCUCCCCAGUCUCAACCUCCGCCUCCGCCUCCGCCCCAGCCUCAGCCUCAAACGCAACGCCAACCUGCUCCUGUACCCAAUGCUGAAGAGACUCAACAACGACGACAACAACAACAGCAGCAGCAGCAGCCACAACAACAUCUUCCCCCUUCGCCCACAAUCAAGACUGAAGAUGACCCGGAAGCCUUUCGGCGACACCGUCCCCUGAUGCAGGAUCGGCAUGCUCGUGGCAUUUGGCCUGAGGAGACUACGAAGACGAAUUCCUCCAGCAUUUCCGGCGUUACCGCCGAGAAGCACUUGAGCGUGAUCGUCAAGAUGAACUUCGGCGUGCUGCUCGUCAGGAAUUACUUGAGCGUGACCGUCAAGAAGAAGAACUCCGGCGUGCUCGUCAAGAAGAACUUCGGCUUGCUCGCCAAGAAGAAGGCUUUCGGCGUGCUCAUCAAGAAGAGCAUUCCCGUGCUCGUCGGCCUCCCCCUCAACAUCGUGGUUUCGACUAUGAGCCUCACCAUCCCUAUUUGA
Messenger RNA from Trichoderma aggressivum f. europaeum, 2073 nucleotides. RefSeq lists its product as uncharacterized. NCBI's taxonomy places the organism in Eukaryota, Fungi, Ascomycota, Sordariomycetes, Hypocreales, Hypocreaceae. The record is from RefSeq and is a predicted model, not a curated record. The coding region runs from base 1 to 2073 and encodes 690 amino acids. The transcript has 4 exons.